This is a messenger RNA of Haplochromis burtoni (Burton's mouthbrooder), 5262 nucleotides long. RefSeq names its product WD repeat-containing protein 37. The transcript has 15 exons. Gene Ontology annotation, molecular function: protein binding. Gene Ontology annotation, cellular component: preribosome, large subunit precursor. The record is from RefSeq and is a predicted model, not a curated record. NCBI's taxonomy places the organism in Eukaryota, Metazoa, Chordata, Actinopteri, Cichliformes, Cichlidae. The coding region runs from base 1240 to 2730 and encodes 496 amino acids.
GUUGUGCAACAGUUAUGCCAGUUUUGCAGCACCAAACGUGCAGUUUUGUUGCACUGAAACGUUACGUCCAAACUUACUUUCACAUUUUAAUAACACAUUUUCUUGCUUGUGUUAAAUAUGCACACCAACAUGUUUUUCAAACCCUUGUAGUUCAUUUUUUCAUUUUUUUCAUAACAAACAUGGACAGUCCUACCAAUCAUCUUUUUCUUUUCUUUUUUUUAGUUUAACUUCAUGGUUAAUUUUCAACUUUUUUGUUGUGAUGGUUCACAUUUUGGUAGUAACUGUCUCAUUUUGGUUGUUUUUCUCUCUUUGAUCCUUUUUGUAUGACCUUUUUGCAUCUUUUCCUACGGUUGUUUUUUGAUACUGUUUUGUGUUACAUUUAGAUUUUUUUUAUUUUACAGUUUUAGCUCAUUUUGCAUCUCUUUUUACCCCAUUCUCUCUCUGGGGUCGUUUUGUGUCUCCUUGUGAUAGCUGUUCAUGUCUUUGUGCUAUGCUGUGAUUAUUUGUCAUCUCUUUUUACCACCAUUAUGUCUAUUUGAGGUCGAUUACCGUCACGUUUUUGUUUGUUUGUUUGUUUGUUUUUUUUGUCAUUUUACGGAUGUAUGUUUUCUGGGAUAUUUAAGACCUGGUUUUAGAGCUUGGACCUUUUCCUAGACCCCGUUCAUUAUGUCCAUUAUUAGAAAGCAUGUACACCAGCAUGAUUAAAACCGCUUUUAGUGCUUUUAUUAUAUCUCUGAAAUGGCUUCAUUCCCUAAUUUAAUUUUCAUGAAGCCAAAUUUACAAAAACCAUGUAAUUUAUUUGUAAAAGCUCCAUAAAUUUAGACUAGUUUGUUUUUAUGUGGCGACAAUCAAGAAAACAAGAAACUAACAAAGUCUGGAUGGAGUUUUGCUGUGACCGGCGUAGGCUUUUAUUGCGAAAAAACCUCGGACCGGAAUUGGCUUCGUUAUCUUUUCUCGCGUAACGGUACCCGUCUGCUGUCAACGCGGAUUUUGGACAAAACCUGCGCAGCAUUCUCAGACCUUGAAGAAAAUGUUAGCGACGACAUCAGUUCCCAUCCACUCCCGAAAUAAAAACGAGUAUUUGUAGACUUUCUGCCGACUUCUGAUAAUCUGUUCCUGGCAGUAAGCAGUGAAGUGUAAACAUCACUCAAACCUCAGAAAUGUUCCUGGAGCAAAACACACACAGGCUUUUUGUGUAAGUCAGAUGGGUCUGUGGUUGCAUCAAGUUUGAACGGAGGGAUGCCAGUGGAGAGCGGGAGUAGCGCUGCUGCCCGCCAGGCCAAGCAGAAGAGGAAGUCCCACAGCCUGUCCAUCCGCAGGACCAACAGCACUGAGCAGGACCGCUCCGGCCUGCAGAGAGACAUGCUGGAGGGACAGGACUCCAAGCUGCCUCUGUCUCUGAGGAGCAAUCUGCUGGACCUGUUCAGUCAGAUCGAGAGGGAGUUUGAAAACCUCUACAUAGAAAACCUCGAAUUACGCAGAGAGAUUGAAACACUGAAUGAUCGCUUGGCUGCAGAGGGACAAACAUUUGAAGGGGCGGAUUUAGCAAAAGGAGCACUUAAAACAAAAGCGAGCCACAGCACCAGCCAGCUCUCUCAAAAGCUGAAGACGACCUACAAGGCCUCAACGAGCAAGAUUGUGUCCAGUUUCAAAGCGACCACGUCCAGAGCGGUGUGCCAGCUGGUCAAAGAGUAUGUGGGUCACAGGGACGGCAUCUGGGACCUCAGCGUCACCAGGACCCAACCUGUGGUGCUCGGGACAGCGUCUGCAGACCACUCUGCUAUGCUGUGGAGCAUUGAGACGGGAAAGUGCCUCCUCAAAUAUAUGGGUCAUCAAGGAUCAGUGAACUCCAUCAAGUUCCACCCCACUGAACAGAUGGCUCUAACAGCAUCUGGAGAUCAGACAGCCCACAUCUGGAGAUACAUGGUGCAGCUGCCGACUCCACAGCCUGUUGCUGAUAUCAGCCAGCAGACACCCUGUGAAGACGACGUGGACUUCUCAGACAAAGAUGAGGCCGACGGCGAGGCGGAGGGGCCGAACGACUGCCCUUCCAUCCGUGUGGCGACUACAACUCUCCGCAGCCAUCAGGGUGUGGUGAUCGCUGCUGAUUGGCUGGUUGGGGGCAAACAGGUUGUGACGGCUUCCUGGGACCGAGCCGCCAAUCUGUACGAUGUGGAGACGUCAGAGCUGGUCCACUCACUCACUGGGCACGACCAGGAGCUGACCCACUGCUGCACACACCCCACCCAGCGUCUGGUAGUCACCUCGUCCAGGGACACCACCUUCAGGCUGUGGGACUUCAGAGACCCGUCCAUCCACUCUGUCAACGUGUUCCAGGGGCACACUGACACGGUGACGUCAGCAGUGUUCACAGUGGGAGAUAACGUGGUGUCUGGGAGCGACGAUCGAACCGUCAAAGUGUGGGACCUGAAGAACAUGAGGUCGCCCAUAGCAACCAUCCGCACAGACUCUGCAGUCAACAGGAUCAGCGUGUCGGUGAACCAGAAAAUCAUCGCUCUUCCUCACGACAAUCGGCAGGUCCGGCUGUUUGACAUGUCCGGGGUGCGACUGGCUCGACUCCCACGAAGCAACAGACAGGGUCACCGGCGCAUGGUGUGCUGCUCCACUUGGUGCGAAGACAACACCACCUGCAACCUGUUCACCUGUGGCUUUGAUCGGCAAGCCAUCGGCUGGAACAUAAACAUCCCCGCUCUGCUGCAGGAGAAAUGACCUCCUCCUACUGUCACCUUACAGGGAAAUGCCACCAAAAGUCUGUUUGGAGUAUCAAACACUGAAACCUUUGAGUGGGGUUAAAAGGCGGCUGGAGAAAACUUUUGUCUCGUACCUUUGUGUCGAUGAAAAGUUGUCUCAUGUUGUAAUGUACAGGAUGAAAUUCCUGUCGUUUCCAGCAGCCGUCUUUUGAGCCCACGGGGGGGGGUCGGUAUUUGUACUCGAUGUCCUUUGAGCUCUGUUCUCCUCUUUUGUUUGGGGUAGAGCAGAAAAAGGCCUUGCACUUGCUGUCUACUCCAUCUGUCACGCUCACUAAAUCACCGCUGCCAAAAUAUACAAAACACAUUUGUGGUCUUUGCGUGGAAGUGAUUUAACAUCUGGAAAAGAGAAAAAAAAAUCCUGUGCAUCUCUAAUGAAAAAAGCACACGAGCUUCUUCUUUGCCGCGAACAAAAAUGCAUUUUGUUAAUGCUAAAUCAGAUCUGUGACGUGCUGACGUUUCUGCUUGAUGCUGAUUUAAAAUGCAAUACUGGAAAUCUAAUCUGUGCCACUAACAGCAGAUUCAUGCUGGACAAAGACAGCGGUCUGCUGCUUUAAAGGAUCCACUCAUUAUAUAUCAUUAGUUUUUCCUGUUUAAUACACUGCAAGAGUUACAUCAAUGAAAACUUAUUUGUGAAACUUGUUGUUUACUUUCUGCAUCAUGUACAUUUCCUAGGUUAUGAUGCAACGUGGCAGUGGAAGCCCUCACUGCUGGAAAGCUUGAGUCUCAUGUUCUGCACUGGGAUCUAACAAAGCGUUCAUUUUCAGCAUUCACUAUUAUAUUUGACUUAUUUUUUUUCUUCGUUUUUCUUGGAAACUGAAAUAAGUUUCCAAACAUUUUGUUUGGCUCCUGGCUCUGUCUGUAACUCGCAUAAUAAAUGAAAACCAAUAGUUAUGAGAGUGUAACUGAGGACCAGUAAGCUACAAUACAGGCUGUAAAAUGACUCCUGCGAGUUCUCGAUGUGAGCCUGCCGACGUUCAUCCAGUGGCCGCUUGUUGGUGAGCUAUCAUGAAACUUUAGCAAGUAGCUAACAAUUUUACAAGAGUAACUGGUACUGCAGCAAAACAUUACACUACUCCACAUAACCAACUGUCUGUUUGAACUAUAGACUGUAUAUAAAAGAUGCAUGUAGCCACUGUGAUGUCACUCAUUGGUUUUAGAUGAGUGUAUUAGCGACGGUUGCUCGGAGCCACUGUGUUGGUAUCCAAAAAGCACCAACAUGGUAUCGAUGUCCAUACAGUGACCUGUGUUGCAAUACCUGUCAGAUAAAGUCGCCACACCUCCAAUUUUGAAGCUAACAGUAAGCAAAUGGAUGGAUAUAGGAAAAAAAAAAAUCUGUGUAGAGUUGUUAUGGGGGAGGAAACUAUCUACUAGGCUAUAAGCGUUUUUCACUAUAAACAGGCUCUUUAAUGCGGUAAAGUUGGGCAUUUUAACACGGCGCUCUUUGUGAAUUCACUCACUUCUGGAGCCAGCCUCAAGUGGACAGUAGUGGAACUGCAGUUUUGAGCACAUCUUCAGUUUUUAGCUCUAAAAGUUGCUACUUAUUGUUUAUGGAUAUUAAUGUUAGCUACUUGCUACUAGCUAACGUUGCAUGCUAAAUAAUGUAGACUCUUCAGUUAAACCAUGUUGGGUUUAUUAUUAAUCCUCAGUACAUAACCCCCGACUGCUCGUUGCUGUCAACCACUGCAAAACCUAGCAUUGAGUCUAGCAGUGAGUCAUGUGCAGGUGUGUUACCAGACUACGCUGAUCUAUGACGCAGUAAAGCAUCCACUGGCCUUGUUCGUGUUUCAGAGCCACUUUUGAUGUGUUGGUCCUAUCGAUGUUUAGGACAUUUGUACUACUGUUGUUUUGUUGGUUUGUUUCACAUCACUGUUUGGUUUUUGCCAAGGCUAACAUGGGUCAGCAUGCAAUGACUCUUUGGCAUCUUGCAUUAUUCAUCUUUUUUCUCUGUUUCCUUGUUUUCCACCUGGCUUCCAGUAGUUUGCUGGUUCUUCUUCUUGUCUUUUUAUAGUUUAACCCAUUCAAGAAUUCUCUAAAUUUAAGUAGCUGUAGUAGCUGGUAUUUGAUCCUGAAACAAGUCCCACAUUGACAAACCGGCAAACCGUCACCCUAACACUCCCCGAUUGGUCCUGUGGUGGAAAGUUUUUUUUGGCGUGAUGAUGUCACAGCUAUGUCAAAGCAAGCAUAAACAAGUGAUGCACUUUUAAAAAAAGUAUGUUACAGUUUUUCUUUUUGCUGCUGUUGUUGGAAAUAAAUGUUUUUCUGGUAACUUUUGGCUGUUGGUCAGCUGACAUGGUGGCACAUAACCUGAAGGACUUUAAUGGUCAGGAUGGUGGUUUUGAAAAGGGGUAAUAUCUCGUGCUGGCAGCACAGGGGUUUGUCUCAAUCCAGUUUGUGCAGCUCUGUUUGUGCUGCAAUGUUCAGGACGAACCUUUCCUCGCUAGAAUUUUAAUUAGAGUCUCACUUUUGUUUGGAGCCAGUCGGUGUUAAACAG